AUGCCAUUCUCUCAACGCUAUUUAGAUCGCAAGGUUGAUAACAAAUUACCCGCAGUUAAUAUGGGUGGUGAAAUGUCACUUGUUUUACCACAUCUCUAUUUGGGUUCAUUAAAAGAUCGAACAAAUAGUGCAUUAAUGAUGAAAAAUAAAGUGAAACGUAUUUUAUGUAUUAUUGAUGUACCAAAUAUAAUUGUUGAUAAAGAAGAACAUAAACCAACACAUAUAUUAAAUAUUCCAGCAGCUGAUGUACAAGAACAAGAUCUUGCACAAUAUUUUGAAAAAUGUAUUGAAUUUAUUCAUCAAGCAAGAAUCGAACAUGAAAAUAUUCUUGUUCAUUGUCAAGCAGGAGUAUCAAGAAGUGCAACUAUUGUUUUAGCUUAUAUCAUGACUAUUGGAGAUUAUGAUGUUGAAAAAGCUCUCCAGAUUGUUAAAGGUGCUAGAGGUUAUAUUCAUCCAAAUCCAGGUUUUUUAACUCAAUUAAAAAAAUAUUAUACAAAUGAUGUCAAAAAGAAUUGGUAUCGUUUAAUACGACGUUAUCCUACUUAUGCAUUUGAUGAUGAUGAAAUUUUUGUUAAAUUUUCUUUACAUAUCUAUUGGCAACAAUUUGAACCGGCUUUUAUUGCUGAACCAGUUUAUUGGUCAAUUCCAUUACGAACCGAUGAUGAUUUGCGGAUGUGUGAAGAAAAUGAACGUGCCUAUAAACAAAUGAUAAAUGGAGAUGUUUCAUUAAAACAACAUUCAUAUGAUGACUUAAACACUAAUGUGAUCGAACAAAAUACGCCUUCGAUCGCUGAACAAGUAAUCGAUAAUUGUCAAGAACAAAGAUUAAAACGAACUACAACGAACAAUGAAGAAAAACCAUCUACAUCUAUCAUUGUCGAUGAACAACAAAUACUUUCUCAUGAUAAACAAGUAGAAAAAACAGGUGUUGUACCUUCAACAACAAAACAUUAUCAUGGUUCUAAAAACAAAUCCACUAGUUCGAAAACAAUUCGUCGUUCGCAUACAAUGCGAUCGAAAUGA
This is a messenger RNA of Rotaria sordida, 1023 nucleotides long. Lineage: Eukaryota; Metazoa; Rotifera; Eurotatoria; Philodinida; Philodinidae. The record is from the annotation of a GenBank genome assembly.